AUGUUCACCUUUCUAUCACUUAGAUGUGCAAAGUUGCAGGGCGGAACACCGGCUCUCUCGGAAGGCCCCACUACUCGUGAAAGGGAUAAAAAGGGUAUGAUACCGAUACCUAGAAUUUCAGCACCCGAAGAUCUAAGCUGUACUGGUCAGAACUCUUUCGAUAUCUUAUACGUGUUGUAUCCAUUAGGUCAUAGGCUCAAGUGUCGACCGAUCACACCAAUAUAUACCAUGCAGUUCCAAAUUGCUCAAAUUGCCUUGGCUUGCGCCAUCGCCUUUGGUGUCAUCGCAGCUGCUCCCAUUAGGAUCGUUAGUCUGGAUGCUAGAGGAGGAACCAACCCGUCCUGCGGCCAACGUCGUGCUGUGGAAGGCGUUGUGAUUGAUUGCAUCUAA
This is a messenger RNA of Rhizoctonia solani, 390 nucleotides long. RefSeq lists its product as uncharacterized. The transcript is spliced from 3 exons. The coding region runs from base 1 to 390 and encodes 129 amino acids. Lineage: Eukaryota; Fungi; Basidiomycota; Agaricomycetes; Cantharellales; Ceratobasidiaceae. The record is from RefSeq and is a predicted model, not a curated record.